AUGGCUGUUGAAAAGCUGUAUGAAAGUGACAAUUUCUUAGUUGUAAAUAAACCUUACGAUAUGUAUAUCAACUCGGACGAUGAAUACGAAAAGAACACCGUAACUUAUCACAUUGCGUCUCCUGACUCACAUCUCUCCACGUCCGUGUUCCCGCUACAUUUCGUACAACGUCUCGACUAUGCUACUAGUGGUGUGCUGUGUAUUGCAAAGAACAAAAUGUCAGCUAGCAAAGCUGGCAAACUGUUUGAGAAUAGAUCCACUAAGAAGUAUUAUUUAGCGGUUUUGAGAGAUCACAUAAAGUUUGAAGUGGCCGAUAUACAGUUUGAUGUUGGUCUAGAUCCAUUAACUCAAAGCUCAAGUCAUAGAAUGUCGGCACUCACCACAGCAGAAGGAACCGCUAACUGCAUACAGUGUAGGAGUGCCCACACACGUGCUUUGAGACUUGAAACAGGCUACUUUGAGGGAGAUCCAGUAUCUGUCGUUUUACUAAAGCCUAUUACAGGUCGUCGUCAUCAACUUCGCGUUCAUUGUAGUGCGAUUGGUCACACAAUACUAGGAGAUUACACUUACAGCGGCACCAAAGACAACAUGACGCACAGGAUGUAUUUACACGCAACAAGACUAGUCUUGCCAAUACCACAAGAGCCUUUGGACAUUCAAACAUCAGAACCAUUCCAUCUGGAUCAACAGUUUAGUACAAAGUGGAAAUCAAAAGACUCGUACUAUAAAUAUAGGAAUAAAGAAGAAUUUUUAAAUGUUUGCGAUAUUCUGGAUCAACCUUAUGUAAUUGGAGUUCAAUAUAAAAAGUUUACAAUGUAA
Arctia plantaginis is the source of this 819-nucleotide messenger RNA. Lineage: Eukaryota; Metazoa; Arthropoda; Insecta; Lepidoptera; Erebidae. The record is from the annotation of a GenBank genome assembly.